AUGGCACAGAAUAAGCUGUACUUGAAGGAGCGUGGGCGAGAACGUGUCCUUGCUCCGUCAGAGCGGCCUGCGGACAUCUUGAAGAGGAGAUUGGAGAUGGCGGGGUACGAGCCGACGGAUGGCAUCAACACGAUCGGCGAGGAGGACCUAAGCUUUCUUCUGAAGUUCGGUUGGAAGACCCAGGUGUUGGGCCCAGCGGUGCGUCUCAUUUCAGCUGAUCACGAUGCAUUGCUGACUUUCUCGAAGGAGGAGGAUCUCGUGUUCGACAACUUUGAGUACGUCGACCUCACCGCGCGCAGCCUACGCACCAUCCCCGUCGUCCUGCACAAGAACGCCGACUCCAUCCACUCCCUCAAGCUCUCCCGAAAUCCCAUGCUUGAGAUCCCUCUCGACUUCAUACAGUCCUGCACCACCCUCCGCGAGCUCCGUCUGUCGAACAUGGCAAUCAAGAAGGUCCCACACAGCGUCCGUCACAGUAAGACGCUCCAGCGUCUCGAUCUCUCCUCUAACCGCAUCGCCGACCUCGACGACGCCUACCUCUCCGAGAUCCCCGACCUCAUGGCGCUCUUCGUGCAGAACAACCGCAUGGAGCGCUUACCAUGGCACUUCCCCCGCCUGCGCAACCUCGUCACGCUUAAUAUAUCGAACAACAAGUUCAACGAGUUCCCGACGGCGGUCACGCAGCUCGUGCAGUUGCAGGACCUUGACAUCUCGUUCAACAUGAUUUCGGAGUUACCUGAGGAGCUCGGGAAGCUGACUAUGCUCGGGCGCCUGAUCAUCGUGGGCAACCAGGUGUCGCGCCUGCCGGACGGAUGUGCGAGGCUACGCAGCCUGCGCGUGCUGGACUGCAGGAGGAAUCAAAUCUCGGACUUCACAGUCGUGUGCAAUCUUCCGCGGCUCGAGACGCUCAGUGCAGACCACAACGCGGUGCACGCGCUCGAUCUAUCCUUGGGGCCGUGCGUGGCGAACCUCGACGCGUCGCACAACGAGAUCACGCAGCUGUCGCUGCUACCGGGGCCGAUUGGGCGCUCGCCAGUUGCGCUGACCUCCCUGGACCUGUCGCAUGCGAAGCUGGCUCUCCUCGACGAGCAUAUACUCGCCGAGCUGACGUCGCUGCGCGUUUUGCGACUGGACCACAACUCGAUCCGCAUGAUCCCAGAGGCGCUCGGCGAGCUAGAGCAUCUCGAGGUCCUGUCGUGCUCGGACAGCUACAUCGUCUCCCUGCCGAGCUCGAUUGGGAGGUUGCAGAACCUGGUCUCGCUGGACGUGCACAACAACAGCUUGAAGGAGCUGCCGGUCGAGCUCUGGCAUUGUGGGUCGCUAGCGCGGGUCAACGUGACGUCGAACCUCAUCAAGGCGUGGCCGGAGCCACCGGUCUUCAGCACGACCCCCGUGCUGGCUCUACCGUCGAACGCCGACGCGCGCUCGGACCGGAAGGCGUCGGUCGCGUCGCUGGGCGCGGGCCGCUGCAUGCCGCCGCUCGCGCAGUCGCUGCAGAAGCUCUACGCGGGCGAGAACCAGCUCACGUACGACGCGCUGCCAUCCAUCGCCUGCCUCCGGGAGCUGCAGGUGCUCAACCUGUCGUUCAACGACAUCCAGGACAUGCCGUCGUCGUUCUUCCGGACGCUGACGAAGUUGGAGGAGUUGUAUCUGAGCGGGAACAUGCUGACGAGCAUCCCGACGGAGGACUUGCCGAAGCUGACGAGGUUGAAGACGUUGUUUUUGAAUGGCAAUCGGCUGCAGACGCUGCCGCAGGAGUUGGCGAAGGUGAAGAGCUUGAUGGCGUUGGACGUGGGGAGCAACUUGUUGAAGUAUAACAUCAACAAUUGGGAGUUCGACUGGAACUGGAACUUCAACAAGAACUUGAAGUACCUGAACCUCUCGGGGAACAAGAAGUUGCAGAUUAAGUCCGACACGCGGGCCGUGCGCCAGCACAAUGUGCCGACGUCGUCUCUUACGCGACAAUCGCUUGCAGGCUUCACAGACUUGCACCAACUGCGCUUCCUCGGGCUCAUGGAUGUGACCAUCACUCCCGGUGGCAUGCAUGGCGGUGCGGAUAUUCCUGACGAGAAGGACGACCGUCGUGUGCGAACCUCCGUGUCUACCGUCAGCGGCAUGGCGUACGGCAUCGCUGAUACUCUCGGGUCGAACGAGCAGCUCAACAUGAUUGAUCUCGUCCACGAUUUCCGACGAGGGCAUGGAGAGGCCGUCUUCGCCAUGUUUGGCCGCGCGCAGCCGCCUAAGACCAUCCGUGUCGGUACAAGCUCCAACCGACUGGCUAAGUUCCUGCAAGACAACUUCAUUCGCGUCUUCAGGGAUAAGUUGGACGACUUGGCUCGUUCGCCUGGCGACGACAUUACCGAUGCCUUGCGUCGAACGUUCUUGCGGUUGAACCAGGAGCUGCACGAUUCGCUUGUCAACUCGCACAGGAAGAUGUCGACGCACAGCGGCUCUGGCGCCAACAACACUGUCAUAGAUCCAGACAUCGCCCGCACUGGCGCUUCUGGUCUUGUCCUGUACUUCAAGGACAGGACUCUGUAUGUUGCGAACUGCGGCAAUGCCCUCGCCGUCAUCUCCAAGCAAGGCAUCGCGCAGCCGGUGUCUCGCAAGCACGACCCCUACGACCGCGCUGAGACCGCUCGUAUCCGUGCUGCUGAGGGGUGGAUAUCCCCACCAGGCCUCGUCAAUGACGAGAUCGACAUAUCACGCUCGUUUGGCUUCUUCCACUUGCUCCCAGUCGUCAACGCUCGCCCAGACGUCCAUACAUAUCAUCUCGACGAGUCCGACGAGUUCGUCAUCGUCGCCAACCGUGGGCUGUGGGACUAUGUAUCCUACCAGACCGCCGUCGAUAUUGCACGCUCGGAAUGGAUGGAUACGCGGGACCCCAUGAUUGUCGCCAUGAAGUUACGAGACUUCGCGAUCAGUUAUGGCGCGGAGGGCAGCACUAUGAUCAUGGUCAUCGGUGUCACUGACCUGCUGAGCCAUGAGACGCGCCAGCGUCAGGCGACGAUGGACUCGAUCCCGGAGAUGAGUGGUCUUGUCGGCAAGCGCACGCGUCGCAAGGACGACGUUGGCGACAGGGAUCUGGCUCGUCUGGACGGAGAGGUGGAGCCGCCUACUGGCAAUGUCACGCUAGUCUUCACGGAUAUCCGCAACUCGACGCAUCUUUGGGAGGCGAACCCGGGCAUGCGGUCGGCAAUGAUAAAACACAACGCCUUGCUACGACGACACCUUCGGCUCUGCGGCGGGUACGAGGUCAAGACGGAAGGCGAUGCUUUCAUGUGCGCCUUCACCAACCCCAUGUCUGCCCUCUGGUGGUGUCUCGUCGUGCAGCGGGACCUGUUGCGCGAGGACUGGCCCCUUGAAAUCCUGGAGUGCGAGGAUGGGAAGCUCAUCUACGACGUCGACGGCAAGCUGGUCGCUCGUGGGCUGUCUGUGCGCAUGGGCCUUCACUGUGGUCACCCCCUCUGCGAGCGCGACCCCAUCACCAAUCGCAUGGAUUACUUUGGCUCCAUCGUCAACCGCGCCUCGCGAAUCAGCGGCAGCGCUGCAGGCGGCCAGAUCAUGUGUAGUGCCGACGUAAUCCGCGAGCUCAAUGCAUCCGUCCAUCGCUCGGAACCGCCGACGGAGUAUACCGACCUGCAGCCUGCGCAGGCGGUGAACGCGAUUCGGCAGAUGGAGGUCGCGAUCGUGCCCGUCGGAGAACGCAAGCUGAAGGGGCUCGAAGUGCCGGAGAUGCUGUCGAUCGUGUACCCGAAGGAGUUGCAGGCGCGUCAGUUCAUCGAGGAGAUGCCAGAGGACCCAGGCACGUCGGGCUCGCGCAUCCAGUUCAGCAUCGACCAGAUGCGCGAGCUGGGGAUGCUGUGCUUGCGGCUGGAGACGAUCGCGAGCGAGCGCGUAUUCCGCGCGCUGCCGGAGCGGAAAGGGAGCUUUCAGCCGGGGAUGGAGGGUGGCGAGGCGGAGGAGUUGAACGAGCCGUCGUCGUCGGUGUACUACUAUGGGGACCCGUCGGUGCUGCUGCCGCAGAUGAGUGACAAGCUAUCGGACAGGGAGUUGAUGAGCUUGCUCGACUUUUUCUCUGUGCGCAUAGAGAACGCACUGUCGACGAUCCAGCAGAGGCACGGGGCUCGGACGAAGGAGCAGCGGCUCACGAGCGCGCUGGCGGGGCGGUUGGAUCUGGACGAGAGGACUUUGCAGGAGGUACUGGCGUUGUUGCAGAGUGUAUAG
Messenger RNA from Schizophyllum commune H4-8, 4227 nucleotides. RefSeq names its product PP2C-domain-containing protein. The record is from RefSeq and is a predicted model, not a curated record. Gene Ontology annotation, molecular function: protein binding. The transcript has 3 exons. Gene Ontology annotation, biological process: intracellular signal transduction; cyclic nucleotide biosynthetic process. Lineage: Eukaryota; Fungi; Basidiomycota; Agaricomycetes; Agaricales; Schizophyllaceae. Bases 1 to 4227 code for a protein of 1408 amino acids.